AUAGGUUAUGUUUUUGUUGUGAAAAUCUCGUGAAAGUAAAACUUCCCAGAGUGUGAAUUUCAUUGAAUUCAAUAAAUUUUAAAAGUUCUUUCAUCUGAAUACAAAAUUUAAGAAAAUGCCAAAAAAACUACAGUAUUCAAAUGAAGCUUUGCAGAAGGCGUUGGAAGCCAUGAAGGCAGGAGAAUCUGGGUCAAAAGCUUCUAGGAAAUACGGAGUGCCCAAAAGUACCUUGCUUGAUAAAUUUUCCGGGAGACAACCAAAAGAAAAAUUCACUGGUUCACCUCUAUUAUUAAGUAAAUCUGAAGAAUCUAGGCUGGCACAGUGGAUCGUAAAAAGGGCUGGAUCUGGAAAUCCUGUCGUUAAAUCCGAAAUACAGGAUAUUGUGAGCAUUUUGGUGAAAAACAAAAAUGUUCCGUCACCCUUCACCAACAACCUCCCUGGAAGUUGUACAAUGCCCAAGGAAAGAAAAAAGAAUCGUCUCUAUGAACAAGAUGAUAUGGAAAAGGCUUUGGAAGCGUUCCGAAAGGGCAAUUCGCUACGGCAAUCUGCGCGUAAAUUUGGUGUACCAAGGACAACUCUUCGGGAUAAAAUAAUCGGAAGAAGCCAGGGAUCUGUGGGUCAUCCUCUGGCUCUUUCUCGCAAACACGAGGAUCUCUUGGUAAAAUGGGUUCUUGAAAUGGCCGACAGUGGGCAUCCAAUAACGAAAGAUCAGCUUUUGGACACUAUCCAAAUGCUUUGUACGACGAUGAAUAUAAAGAACAGGUUCACUGAUGGGCGCCCAGGCCGAGCUUGGUACAAUGCAUUCUUGAAGCGUCAUCCUGUUCUAAUGGGGAUGACAACUAAUAUAUUCCAAACGAAUACAAAGGACGCAUCCCCUUUUACGAUUGAACUACCUAUACUAGAAUCAACUUCUAGUUCCCCAGAAGAGGAUAACAAAGUCACAGAGACUUCUUCUGACCGGAAAAGAUCUUUUGAGUCUUUUCUAUCAACAAAUUGCUCAAAUGAUGACGAUUUUCACGAGGAAAAGUUUGAUCCGGAAGAUCCAUUAGGCAAUUAUGCUGGUAUAGAAAAUCUAUCAGCUCAGAGCCCUCAACUCAGUGAAUCUGAUUCCUUUCAGGAAAUUGAAUUUAUUGAUCAGGUUCCCAAUGAAAGUCCUCAAACUAAAAAGGAUCUCAUCGAAGAAAAUGCAAGGUUGCGGAAAGAGAACAAAAGACUGGAGAAGGAGGUCGAAUUCUGGAAAAAUGAAUUUUCUAAAAUUACUGAUAUCUUUCACUACUUUACUGAAAAUACUAAAAUAAAUCAUAACGAAUAGUUUAGUCCUUAAUUAGUUCAUUGAAAAAAGAUUUUUUAUAAAUAAAACCGUUAAAAAAUAGUU
Phlebotomus papatasi is the source of this 1375-nucleotide messenger RNA. RefSeq lists its product as uncharacterized. The record is from RefSeq and is a predicted model, not a curated record. Lineage: Eukaryota; Metazoa; Arthropoda; Insecta; Diptera; Psychodidae. Gene Ontology annotation, molecular function: DNA binding. The coding region runs from base 116 to 1312 and encodes 398 amino acids. The transcript has 4 exons.